GGUUGCCGAGCGGGGGUCGCACGUCUCCGGCGGCCCGGCCGGCGGUUUCCGGAGAUUGCCGAGGGGCUUCGGCCCCUCCCGAGCCGCCGCCGAGCCCGUGACCGAGGCGCUCCGGUGGGUCGGAGCCGCCGCGCCCCCUGCUCUGGUCGCGGGGCUCCCCCCCCCUCACCCCCUCCCGCCUCCUCCUCCUCCUCCUCCGGCUGAGCCGGGCGACGCGGUGACAGAGCGGGGCGAUCGCGGCGGGGGGCGGCCGGGGCUCCGGCGGCGCGGAUGGCGGAGGGCGGCCAGCCCCCGCAGCAGCAGCAGCAGCAGCCACAGCCGCAGCUCCUGGCCGGCGGCGGCGGCGGGGCCGCCCGCGGCGUGAAGCGGGAGCCGGAGCUGGAGCAGCCCAUGCCCGGUGGAGACGGCGCCGAGGGCGGCCACAGCAAGCGGCUGAGGACGGAGGCGGAGGCCGAGGGCGGCGGCAUGCAGAACGAGCCUCUGACUUCAGGUUAUCAUGGAUACCCAGCAAGAGACAAUCAAGGUAACCAGGAGCCAGCAGCCACUCCUGAUGCAAUGGUGCAGCCAUUCACCACAAUCCCAUUUCCGCCACCCCCACAGAACGGGAUUCCCACAGAGUAUGGGGUGCCACACACUCAGGACUAUGCAGGCCAGACCAGCGAGCACAAUCUGACGCUCUACGGAAGCACGCAGCCGCAUGGGGAGCAGAGCACGAAUACGGCCAGCACACAGAACGGAUCUCUUGCACAGACAGAAGGAGGGGCACAGACAGAUGGACAGCAAUCACAGACACAGAGCAGCGAGAAUACUGAGAGCAAAUCCACUCCAAAACGACUUCAUGUGUCUAACAUUCCCUUCCGCUUUCGAGAUCCUGACCUUCGGCAGAUGUUUGGGCAAUUCGGCAAAAUCCUUGAUGUAGAGAUAAUCUUUAAUGAGCGUGGCUCGAAGGGAUUCGGGUUCGUAACUUUCGAGAAUAGUGCUGAUGCAGACAGGGCCAGGGAGAAAUUACACGGCACCGUGGUAGAGGGCCGUAAAAUCGAGGUUAACAAUGCCACAGCUCGAGUGAUGACCAAUAAGAAGAUGGUCACACCUUAUGCAAAUGGUUGGAAGUUGAGUCCUGUGGUUGGAGCGGUGUACGGCCCUGAGUUAUAUGCAGCAUCCAGCUUUCAAGCAGAUGUCUCGCUGGGCAAUGACGCCGCAGUGCCCCUGUCAGGAAGGGGGGGUAUUAACACUUACAUUCCUUUAAUCAUUCCAGGCUUCCCCUAUCCAACUGCAGCCACUACAGCAGCCGCAUUUCGGGGAGCCCAUCUGAGGGGCCGAGGAAGGACAGUGUAUGGGGCAGUCCGGGCAGUACCUCCCACAGCCAUCCCUGCCUACCCAGGAAUAGUCUUACAGGAACCAAUCAUUAGCGCUAAAAUACCUCAGGGUGGAUACGCAGCCUACAGAUACGCACAGCCUGCUACUGCAACAGCAGCCACGGCCGCUGCAGCCGCUGCAGCAGCUUACAGCGAUGGUUAUGGCAGGGUGUACACAGCAGAUCCUUACCAUGCCCUUGCCCCUGCCGCUAGCUACGGAGUUGGCGCUGUGGCGAGUUUAUACCGAGGUGGCUACAGCCGAUUUGCCCCCUACUGAAGUGAUGUGAACCCCCUGCAAGUGGGACAGCCCCCCCAGUUCAUGAGGCCUGGCUAUUGCAAUAUUUACUAGUAGAGGAACUCUAUAGCAAGACGAGGAGGAAAAACAAAAUACAAAAGAGAAAAUACUUUUUUAUACCUCACUAUGUUCUUUGAAUAUGUAUUUUUUUUCUUUAAAUUUCUGCCUUUAAUUCUUUUGUUCCAAAGAUUGUGCAUUUUUUGUUUUGUUUUGUUUUUGUUUUAGUUUUUGGGUUUUUUUUAACUGUGGUAAAAAUACUGCAUUUCCGUGUCUGUAUGUUGGUGCAUAGCUUAUCCUACCAAUCACGGAAAAGGCGAUUAGUGAUAAGGAAAGCUGUUAAAAAAUGAUAUCAUGCAAUUAAUCAGGAACACGCAGAGUUUCUUCCCUGGGUCUGGUGCUUGAUGCCUGUGAGACAGGAGGAUGUGAGGGAGAAGUCUCCACCUGCCACGUUUCUGGUCUGCAGAAGGAAGUCUUUGGCUGUGGCUGGGACCUAAAUGCUGGUGGGAAAUAGUCAUUUACAUUUGGAAAUAGGGGAAAUGCAGAACCUUUCCUCAUCUUUAUCACCAUCUGAUGGGCACAGGUUUGGGACAGUUUCAGCAGUGUCAGGAUUUUAGACUUGGCAAGAGACAGUUUCCUCAACCUGCCCAAAGACUUUGGCUGUUACCUGCCAUAUAGGGGACAAGACUUGGAAAGGAAUCUUUUGUGAGGAUGAUCUUUCCCACACACACACACUUACUCUAGCUGAUUGUUGUCCAUUGCUGGUGGCUGUAAUUAUGUUAGUUUUCCUCCUUUUCAAGAUCUUUCUCCCUUGCCGUCCUUUUCCUCCCCUUCUUUCCUUGAAGAGUGGCAGAUGCAAUGCAGCAUCACACAGAGCACCUCUGUUGCAGACAACAAGCAGUUAAACUUGCAGAGGUGAGGCAGGUGCAGCCUUGCAGAGGAAGAAAGCUGGUUGAAGAACCAGGAACAGUGCUCGGGUGAGGCCCAGCGUGCAACGUUUCUGCUCCUGUUCAUCCUGAGCUGCUUGGGUGCUUCUGCAAAUAAUCUGUUUCAUGUUAACAUGAGUGAGGAAAAACAAGUCGUGUAUAAGCUGCUGAGGCAUGGGGCAAGCAUGUGGGUCUGUGUGGGGGAAGAGAGUAUUUUACAUCUAAAUGUGAUCCUGAAGUGGUUUUGGUUCAGUCAGAAGUUUUAGAGGAGGCAGAAGCAGUUUGUGCAAGCUCUGAAUUCAUAGGAACUUCCCACCACAGGUUGUUCCAGGCCCUUAUGUAGUUGCAUUGGAGCUGGCUGGGUUUGUUUUGCCCAGCCUCUUAUAGAAGGCUGUGCUUCUGGUCUGCUGAGACCACAUAGACACUACAUACUAGAAUAUUUGGAAGCAGAGAGACUAUUUAGGGGAGGGCUCCGCUACUCCCAAGACCGUCUCUCUUCUGUUCUUACCUACAGUGACUUCACCGUGUUUCAAAGUUAGCGUUUGUAGGAGACUGCGUGAGCUGUGCUGUGAUGGGGAGUUGCUGCUUUCUAGACCUCUCUGCUCCACUACUGGCUCCUAGUGUACUCCCAGUAACCCCAAUACUCAAAGGUGGAGCUUCUAACCACAUGUUAGAGAAAUGCAGAAACACAGUUUUAUUAGGCUGCCUGCACUCCCUCAGUUGGUACUGGGGUGAGUUCACUGCUCCCAGAGGACUGCUUGGAGUGUGGGUUUGUUGGUGGAGCUUCUCUGCAGUUCCAGGUCAUAUACCUGCGCUUCGCCAUCCUCUGCUGAUAAUCAGAAUAGGAAACCUCCUACAUUUAACACUAAGCAAUGGCAACAAGCAGAGCUCCCCUGGGGUUUAUCCUGGCCCAGCCACACACAACCCUGCAUUUUUUUGCUCUUCCCCAGUACAUGUAGCCUUUCUGUGAACAGCAGGGAGGAAGCACCUCAAAUGGGGAGAAUGGGGAAGCCAUUAGUUAAGCUAGAGACCCUGCAGCUAUUGAUUCUCUGGAGGAAUAGCUAGAUAAAGGGGACACCAAACUGCCAGCCUGUUGGCCACCUUGUAUUUUUUUUCUGGUUUUAUUGUUGGUUUUUAACUUUUUUUCCAAGCCAAAGUUUGGUUUGUUGCUGUUAUGACAAUUUUUUUUUGUUGUUUGUAUAUAAAUAUUUUAGUUAGCUUGAAAAUGGGAAGGGGGGAACAGGGUGUUGGGGCUUUCACAAAAUCUAGGAAAUGAAGGGGACUCGGGGUGUUUGGGGGCUUUUACUGUCUGAGCUGGGGUAGGGGAGGGAGAACUUAUGGUAGAAAUAGUCAAAUUCAAGGGGAGCCAUUUCGACCACAGGGCAGCCAGGGGUCUUCUGGAGCUGAGAUGCAGCAAAAGCCUCUUCUGGACUUGUUGUACCCUCCUGUGGGGCAGAAAGGCUGAGUGAGGCCGUCCCUUCCCUUGCCCACAUGCAGUUCCUCAUACAGCAGAUCUGCAGGCUGCCAGUGAGAGGAGCGCAGCUUGCAGAGCCCGGCAGAGGCAGCUGCUCACCCCUCUGCCCCUUUUCUACAUUUCAGUUCAGCUGGUUCUGACUGCAGCUCCUGAAAAGCUGGGCUAUCCCUCCCCGAGUGCCCUCCCCCCUGCCCUGGCAGUGCCGCCUGCAAUCCCCCCCUGCCAUUUGGCCUCUCUGGGAGUAGGGAGGCCAGCCCCAUUCUGCCUCCGAGCAGAGUCUAUGCACGGCGGUUUCAGCCCGCCUGAGUGUGUUAGGAGUGUGAGGUGUUAAGUGCAGAAGCACCCAACCUUUGCAGGGCUGUGAGCUCCUGCUGUAUGACCUCCGAGUAAUGCCCGCUCCAGAACAUCCAGCCUGAUUCCUCCUGUAUCCAAGCCCGGCCUGCUCCAGUUGCUCCCUGCCAGGCUCCUCCAGUGCGUUAACCAACUGGUGUCUCCUUGACUCUGUAGUUAAUGCUGCAGAAUUCCCGCUGAAGUAGUUCCCUGAUAGCCUGGCUUCCUGCUCAGCGGUGAGCUGCAGAAGGGAUGCCGGGAUGUUUGCACGGCUGGGGGCCGGAGGUAGCUUGCUGGUUCCAGGUCUCUAGAGCACCAGACCUCCCAAAAUCUUGUAUGCCAGCUGGAAUUUUGCAGUGAGGUUUCUCGAGUGAAUGUUGUGCCAUGGCAGGAGAGCUCUUCAGCUUUUCUUCCCUCUUGGCAAACAACAGCUCUUGUUUCACUCGGAUGUGUUAUGAACUGGCUUGAGAUGCAUUCAGAGUAGCCAAGUCGUGGCUAUAUCUAUCUUCUGAAGAAGUGAGGACAAAGCCUAUAUCUCCCUAUGCAAAAUGAAUGACACUUAGUGAACUAAACUGGGCCAUAGCUUAUUUGACCAAUGGCAGCUAGUGCUUGUCUCCGAGAUGGGUCUGCAGUCACAGGUCCCUUGCAGAGCAGGGCUUGGCUUUCCAAGGGAAACUGCACAGGCAGCCUGGCAAACAGCUUACUGUUUGUCACCUAGUCUCUUAGGCAUCCAGGAUUCCUCUUGAUGUAGAGGAAAAUAUGUUUCUUUAAGUGUUGCUGUUUGUACCAUCUUGCAGUAGAUCUGGCCAGCACGUGCUAUUAUAGCGAUAAAGUUUUGGAUUGAAGAGUUGAUUUAUUUAGUAUGCUGGCCUGUCUUUCCUUGUGGAUACAGUUGUGCUGGUACAAAGAUGACUUCUACUGGUAUAGCAUAUUCUCUAUGGAGAAUAAGUUAUAUUGAUGCCCAGCAUGUCAACAAACUGUUGUCCCCACACGAGGGAGGCUGCACUGUUGUAGGCGGGUUCGCUUUUCUAAGAAAAGCCAUGAUGGGACCUGGAGACAAUGGGGAGAUCAGUAUGAAACUGCCAUAGCCAGCUAUUCCCAGAUUAAGCAGUUAAGUGGAUCCUGUGUCAUGAGUUCAGAUGGACAGAGCCAUGUUUUAAAUUAGCUGUGGCUUUGCUGUUUCAGUGCCCGAGAGAGAGCGCUGGCUCAGGAGUCAGUGACCUGUGUUUUGGUCAGGGCUCUGUCAGUGGUCCUCAAAGGUCCUUGUGGAGCAGUUGUGUCGCUGCUCUAGACUUCGCUUCCCCAUCCCUAAAGUGAAGUGAAAGUUUAUCCCCUGUUCUUGCCCAUUUUGAAAUCUGUGGAUGUGAAGUGCACAGCAAGCGCUGAGGAGGGUGAUCUGAAUAGCUGGCUCGACUGUGAGUUGUGAAAUGGUUAAUGAAACCAUUUCCUUGUCUGAAAAGAGGCACUGGCUCUGCUGGGGUCUCAAUUCCAGCACCCAGAGCUUCUGCAGCAGGGAAUACAAAGCAGAGCCUCGAAGUUUCUACCCACCUUUUCCCCCAACCUGUCCCUGUUUGUAGCUUCCCAUCCUGGCCCCAGAGGAGGAGGCAAGUGGAGAACAGGUUUGGGGAGCACUUAGGAAUUCAAUAAAGGGAAAAACCAAACAGCUCUGGGGAGCGCUUUUGCUGAGUCUGGCUCCAAAGGGAAAGCACGUGGGCAACGUGGCAGAUGGCCACCUGCCCAUGGGCCUCCAGCCUGGCAGGGUCGGGGGAAUGCUGUCCUUGGUGCAGAGGGGUGAUUUUUAAAGUGUGUUACCUGUUUGCACUGUUUUAAAAUAGGAGGGGGGGGUGAAAAACUCAACCUAGUGAACAAGAUGAACAUCCAAUGUAAACUUCUUUGUGUUUUUAUUUUGUCAUGCUCUUGGAAAAUGUCAAAUAUUUUGUAGUAUACACCAGUGAGACUUGAUUCUUUGUUGCAUAAAACACUAUUUUCGGUGAUGUUAAUGUCUGAAAAGCCCUGUCCCUCCACCCCCACCUUACUGAUUGCCCUCUCUGCCCUACAACCCCGGUAAACUUCUCUUCUACAAUGAAAACUCCAGUCAACAAGGCAAGCAGGAGUCUAUAGCCAGAGUGUGAAAUGGGGCCCUUUUCAAGUAGGCUCUGGGGUUUCUCUCCGGUGCACUUUCCUCUAGCCAGGAGUUGGCAGGAUGGCCCUGUCCCUCUGCAGCACAUGUUUCAAUGGCAUCCUAAGUGGGACUUGGACAUCCCAAGUCCCACCUCCGUUGCCACUGCUAGCCCUGGAAGGCAACUUUUUGCUGGUGUUUGUCUUCUCUGGGUGGCAGGCUGCAGCUGGUCCAGGCUUGUGCAGGAGACAAGCUUCCCAUGCUGCCUCUCGACUUGUGGUAGAGUGAGAACGCAUCAGCCAAAAAUCUUGCCUAAUUUCACCAGAAGAUUGCUGGUGUCUAAAGCCGUCCACCCAAAGAUUCAUUUGGCUGGCAGUCAGCAAAAUGCCAGUUCAUCUUAGGAAUGGGUUUUUUAGUCCUUUUUUUUAUUAUUUUACUGGGUUUUUUUCCCCCUGAAGUGAGUCAAUAAAUCUCUUUCCAGUUUCCCAGUUCUCUGCUGGUGGAGGGGCUUGUAGCUUGCCUGAGGAGUGAAUUCUGUACAGAAAUCAGGCCUCCCACAUUAGUAGACUCAGUUCUGGUCAUUAUUUUCUAUUUUUUUUUUGUUCACAAUAUUUUGUGUGUGCGCGUGUUGUAGUUUUGGCAGCUUGAUUUGGCUGCGUUAUCAAGUGACGAAAUAAUCCCUCUUUUACCCCAGGGGAUAUAAUUUGGUUUUGGGUUGUUUUUUUUGUUUUGGUUUGUUUUUCUUUUUGUUUUGGUGGUGUUUUUUCCCCCCCCACCCCCCCGUUUUUUUUUUAUUCUUUUCAAUAUGAUAAAUCCUGCUUGUAAAUAGCUGGAGCUACAACGUGGGGCUGAUAGCAAAUGAGAACCAGGGCUGUAGAGCGAUACGGAGCUGGUGGAGUAUUUUACUGACCUCACAGGCUGAUCUACUUGAGACUUGGAGAUUUUCAGUGCAAGGCUGAGAUGCCACAGCACCUCCAAUGGCAGCGAUGGACUUGCCCCUUCACAUGGUCUCCCCAGCACCUCCCAUUGCCAGGUACCGCCGGGGAACAGGACCAUGUCCCUAGUGGGAUGUGUUCCCUUCCCCUGGAUCAUUUCCUAGGACGCCCAAGCCGCUUGCCCAGGGUCCCAUUUCCCUGCUGACUCUGGAGAAGCAGUAUCUGCAUCCCAGGGCUUUGUGACAGCCUCUAACUUCCCACCCUCCCUCGUUAAGUAUCAUAUUGUAUAGUAGCUUUCAGACCAUACAGUAUUCAUUGGGUUAUUCCUAUUAUUAUCAAGUAGCUGGAAUUGUGAAGGUCGGAGUAGUUAGAUCUUUAGCUUUUAUUCCUUUUUUUUUUUGUAUUACUAUCCAUGUGUAUAAAUUAUUGAUCAUGUUGCUGGCUUUUAUAAACUCUAAGCAAGGGGGGAAACCCUUCCUAACCCUUUGCAAAUGGUAAUGAAGCACUGUUUUUAAAUAAAAGAGAGAAACACCA
This is a messenger RNA of Apus apus (common swift), 7965 nucleotides long. It is a transcript of the gene RBFOX2, whose product is annotated as RNA binding fox-1 homolog 2. The coding region runs from base 271 to 1632 and encodes 453 amino acids. Gene Ontology annotation, biological process: nervous system development; regulation of alternative mRNA splicing, via spliceosome. Gene Ontology annotation, cellular component: nucleus; cytoplasm. The transcript has 14 exons. Lineage: Eukaryota; Metazoa; Chordata; Aves; Apodiformes; Apodidae. The record is from RefSeq and is a predicted model, not a curated record. Gene Ontology annotation, molecular function: mRNA binding.